Homalodisca vitripennis (glassy-winged sharpshooter) is the source of this 3784-nucleotide messenger RNA. RefSeq names its product T-cell activation inhibitor, mitochondrial-like. The transcript has 10 exons. NCBI's taxonomy places the organism in Eukaryota, Metazoa, Arthropoda, Insecta, Hemiptera, Cicadellidae. The coding region runs from base 162 to 1658 and encodes 498 amino acids. The record is from RefSeq and is a predicted model, not a curated record. Gene Ontology annotation, cellular component: mitochondrion.
UUAUAUUAGUGAGGAAUAUUGCGUUCUGAAAUUUGAGCUUCGAAGGUUAUUUAGGUUAAUUUUUCUCCGAUGUAGGGUGACAAUAUUGACAAUGAGCAUAUUCAUUUGAGAUGUAAAUCGUUAAUAUUGAGUUGUCACAUAUUUCUAUUUAAAAAUCAGUAAUGGCUACAGAAAUAUUUUGUCGACGAGUAAAGCAAUGGUUGAAACCAGAUGUGUGGACCUCUAGACAUAUGGGUGUAGCCUGUCGCUACCUGACCUCUGGAGAAGUUUCUGCUGCUCUUCGACCAUUUUAUUUCACCGUUCAUCCAGAUCUCUUUGGCCAAUUCCCUCAAGAAAGGGCAGUAAACGAAAACUCAUUAAAAACUUUGAGUUCAAUUUUGGAGUCACUUCAAGAAAACAAACCCCAGCGCCCCACUACACUGCGAUUUUAUCUCAAGCCUCAAGGAGUCGUCAUAAAUAGAGAGAGUCUAAAAUCAGUAAACAUUAGCUUAGUAAAACCAGAUAUAAGGGAGACCGUGACAGUGAUACUGACUUCUUGUAACCUCCCGACAACGUAUGUGGACAAAAUUGCACCGACUCCUGCGCACAAGCCUGAACCUUCCUUCCGUUCUAAGGUGUAUAACUACACUCAGGAACCCAGCACGAACUAUAACGAGCACGAUUACACUUACAACAGUAGGAUCAAGAGACCUGAAAGGAAAACUAAACCACCUAAGGAAUUUCAGUCUCUGAGGAGCUGGCUUGAAGAUAACGAAAGUGAGGCGCGGGGGAAGUUAGCAGCAGUGGCCCCUGUGAGAGAAGAGGUAGCCAAACUACAAGAGAGCCUGUGUCAGCGAUUUGGGUUGGCAGAAUUGGCCUGCGACUGCGGCUGGAACAUCGCACACUUCCGUGGCUGCCUACAGAGUUUCCAGUCUCUUGCUACCCAGCACCCCGAGCAGAUGACUGCUCUUAAAGGAAGAUCACUGGUGUUCAGUAAUGACACAGGAGUCAGCAUGAAAGGACAGGUGUUGCUGAACAGUGGAGAAGUGAGACAGCACUGGUUAGAUUUCAUUAAAAACCUGCACAAAGAAGAAGAAGUGUUGUUGACUGUGCCUGCCUUCGAGAAAGCAACCUCUCGAGUCUUGAAAGAUAUCAGAGUUGUUCGAAGAAAAUUUCAACCGAAAACUAUGGCCAAAGAAUAUGAGAAGAAUCUGCGCAGACUAACAACUUCACUGAGUGACUACCAGGGUCGCCGGGGCUACCCGAAACAUUGGCCGGAGUCUUUGGCGAACUAUGAACUGGUUGUGGAGACCGAAGCUGGACCACUGAUGGUGUCCCCUACAGGCCAGUUCAUAGUUCCUGCAUCCUGUCCUUCGUUUCUUCUAGUCACCUUCAUAUCUGAAAAUCUGGAUAAUGCUGCUAAACUUCUACAUCAUUAUAGAGCGCACAAGCAUAUAGAGAAAGAGUUGCACGAGCAGUGUGUCAGUGAGCUACAGUUGGCUGCACUGCUCAAGGAUGAUAGCGUGACGCCCGACCUUAUGACGGCAUGUCUGCGCCGACUUCUGGAUCACCGACAACACUUAGCAGUGCACCUGCACCAGGCGCGGCUUCACAUCACCAACUACUACUCUGUUAUGUCAGAUGGUCAGAUGUGCAUCCCAUGGAACUUCAAACUCUGAUAAAUCCAAUCUAGUCUAAAAUCUUGUAUAUAAGUUGAUUAAAAAUGGUGGAAAACUAGUUUUUAAGGAUUUAGAAUCUCAAUACUCGCAUCAAAAUGAGUCAUACAGUACUUUAAAUUAAGUUACCAUGCAUUUCAAAACCAAAUAUAGUUAGAUCUUAAUUUUAGUGAUAAUACUUCCCCAAAACCUGUAUUUAAUAUGUUUUGUACAUUUUAUUUUGUUUUACAGGAAAACUGUUUAUGCUUUAUUAAUAUUAAGUUAAAUUUUUAGAUAUUACUUAAAAUUAGAACCUUUACAAGAUCUUGUAAAAAUUGUUACACUACACUUAAAUAUAUUGUUUUAAAUAAAACUAACCUUUUGGACUUUAUUUAGUUAGCAGGUUACACCUUAGAAUCCAGUUAAAAACUAAUUUUUUAGUAUAGGUACUAGAAUUAUAGAUUAUCAAAGCAAAUUAUUUAUCAUAUUUAUGAAUGUUUUCCAGGGCAUUAUGCCUAUCAAAAAUAUUUUUAAUUUAAUCAAUAACGCCAGAUUUUACUUGAUUGGGAAUGAGAACAAAAUUAUAAGUACUAAAUAUUUCUACAAAUUAUGGAACGGAAAAAUAGGCCUAAGGAAAAAUUAAAAUACAACAUACUAUGUGGAUAGAUUAUGAACAUGUCUAGAACAAACAUUGUUACUGUACUGGAUUUGGGCAUAUUUAUUAAAACUAGUAUUGGAUCAAAUUAUACAAAUGUUCAUGAUUUAGAACCAGAAAAUGUAUUAAAACCUAAUGUUGGGCAGUUCAAUACUGGAAGUGGAACGUGAAAUUUGAAAUGAAAUGAAAUUAAAUAUGCCUUUAUUUAAGAAGCAGAGUUAGGGCUAUUUAGCCCUCUCUACCACUCAACCUCAUAUAAUAUACAGAUAUUAUGUACAUUGCUACAUAUAUGUAUUGCAUUGUAAAUUUGCUGUCACACUCAAUUUGCCUAUGGAGUGCUAAAAAUGAAUAUUGAUAAACAAUUUAAAUCUGAAAAUAAUUGCAAUACAAAUUUUUUUCUUAUGUAAUAUUAUGGUUUGUGUAAACGUUAAGAGUAAUAAAUACUGUUUUUAAGAGUCUCAGAGAGGAUAGGUGUUUAGUGAUAGUGGUGUCGCAAAAUAACGUUUUAGUAUUUCAAAAACAAGAAUAAAUUAAAGAAUUAUUAAUUUUGGGGUAAUGUCUAGUAAAUGUAGAUUUAAAGAAUAGAAUAUCAGUAUUGGUUUAUUUCACAACUACAGGACCAUUGUUGAAUUAUUUCACUCAUUGUGACCUCAUCUCGAAAAUGCAGUAAAAACUUAAUACGGAGAGUGUUUACACGUAAAGCUUUUGUGGGGCUCAACCACAAUAUAAUAACUUGACAUAAAAUAGAACUGCUAGUUGGAAAUACUAAUAAGAGUAAAAAUACUCCAAGAGUAAAGCAAGUAUGAAAAAAGCUUUGUUCCGUGUAGAUAAUGUAACAUUAUAGCCCAGGUGAGAAAGGUGUGUUACCUAACCAAAGAGGGAAAGUAAAAAUUUCCCUAAAAAAGUCUAGUAAUUUUUUUUUAUUGCCAUUGAUUUUUACAAUUCUCUAUACCCUGACAAUACAGCAAUGCAUGUUUAGACCACUAGAAGCUGCUUACUUAGUUUCAAUACACCUGGUUUAGAGAGGAACAAAAACUAAACAAUUAAUUUACUUAAUCUUAAAACUAAAUAAAGUAUUCGCUUCAGACACUUCUUAAAGCAGUUUUCCUGUCUUCUACGGUAUUGAAUAUUAUUAAUAUAUAAUAAUAACUUGUUCUUAGUAAAAUGUUAUUAUUAUUACAGUUGGAGCUGGUAGAAAAUGUGUGUCUUAAGGCAGAACGAACUGUGUAACCCUUAUAGAAAUUAUCAUCAUCACUGAACUCUUUGAGUCAAAAUUUAUUUUGUGCCAACAAUGUAAUACUGGAGACACAAAAAACCUUUCUUUGGCUUAUGUAUACAGAAGUUAUAACACCACAGUUUGUUUAACUGUUUGGUUUGGUACCAUUUGUGUUAAGUCCAAUUCUAAACUGAUAAUAAUUGUCACACAAUCAAAGUUGUAAUAUAAAAUUGUUGGGAUUUUUGUGAUAUUGUGAAAUAUAAUUUCAUAAAUAAAUUA